Cotesia glomerata is the source of this 973-nucleotide messenger RNA. RefSeq lists its product as uncharacterized. The record is from RefSeq and is a predicted model, not a curated record. The coding region runs from base 349 to 807 and encodes 152 amino acids. NCBI's taxonomy places the organism in Eukaryota, Metazoa, Arthropoda, Insecta, Hymenoptera, Braconidae. Gene Ontology annotation, molecular function: nucleic acid binding; zinc ion binding. The transcript has 2 exons.
UUACUGUUAAAUCAAAAUAAGAUUAAUAUUAGAAGAGAGUAUAAGUUAACCCAAAAAUCAAAUUAUAAUAUUUGGUUUGAUUAUUUAAAAUCAGAACUAACUAGUUGUGAUUUAUUAGAUGUAAUAGACGAAAAUAAUAGAAAUGAAAAUAAUUUACCAAAUUCAAUAAUCCAUAAAAGAAAAUGUCUGGUUAGAGAUAUUAUUAUUAAUCAUUUAGAUGAAGAUUAUCACAAGAAAAUUCUCGACAUUUCUGAACCUGUAGAAGUCUUAAAGAGAAUCAAAGCUUGUAGAAAAGAACAGAUAAAUCUUACUUCAAGCUCUGUUAGAAAAAGAUUGUAUUCAAUUAAGAUGAAAAAGAAUGAAAAGGUCAAUGAUUUCUGUGAAAGAUUUGACCAAAUCAUUAGAAAAUAUGAAUCUUGUGGAGAUGGGGAACAACUUACUGAGCAAGAAAUUAGAUCUGCGUUCUAUCAAGCUAUAACCCCAAUAAACCCUCAAUUAAUGUCCGCAGAUUUCAUUAAAAGGUCUCAUUCAAAAGAGAUGACAAUAAAUGAAAUGAAAUCUUUUAUUCUACAGUUAGAAACCGAGAAAAAGACCAACGACGGAGAAGAGACAAUUAAGGCUCAGACUGCAAAGUUUGACGGCAAGAAAAACUGCCAUAGAUGUGCCAAACCUGGACAUAGAAUUGAAAAUUGUCCUCUGUCAAAAGAUCUGUGGUUCUGCUACUACUGUCAGGAGAUAAGAUCUCAUAAGGGUUCAGAGUGCAAGGAUGGCAGGAUCAAAAAAAACUCUGUUGAUCGCAAGAAGUAGCGCAGUGGAAGCUGGACGUGGGAAAAUGGAGGGAGUGUAAAGAAGACACGAAUUUACCCAAGUCCGCUGAGAUCUAUUUUUUAUAUAUCUAGAUUAUUAUUAUUAUGGCUAGUGAGUUGGCGUCGGUCUGCGCGCCGCUCGACGGCGCAUACGACUCCUCUCCCCU